This is a messenger RNA of Fusarium poae, 771 nucleotides long. RefSeq lists its product as uncharacterized. Gene Ontology annotation, molecular function: protein binding. The transcript is spliced from 2 exons. The record is from RefSeq and is a predicted model, not a curated record. The coding region runs from base 1 to 771 and encodes 256 amino acids. Lineage: Eukaryota; Fungi; Ascomycota; Sordariomycetes; Hypocreales; Nectriaceae.
AUGGCAGACUCUACAGAAACAACAGCCAAACGCGCACGCGUGCCGUCGUCAGAACACUCAGACGACGAACAUGAUGAAUCCCGUGGCACCUCUAUCCACGCCGCUUUAUCAACACUUCUACACAACGAAAAAUAUUCAGAUAUGACUAUCAUAUGCAAGGGACACGAAUACAAAGCUCAUCGUGCCAUUGUCUGCACACAGUCCAAGUUUUUUGACACAGCAAUGAGUAGGGGUUUUAAAGAGGCCACAACGCAAACCACAAAGUUGCCAAAAGAUGAUCCAGUUGUUCUGGAAGCAUUUCUCAAGUUCCUUUACACGGGAGAUUACACCGAUACAGUCAACCCUACCUUGGGUAAACCAUCUGUCACGGCAAUGAUGGACCCCAAGACCGUUCGGCAGAACUUGCAGCAACCAGCAUGUGGUGAGCUGGAUUUCUAUACAUCUAAUGGGAAUGAACUAUCCAGCGAACCCGAUCAAGAGUGGCAGUCGCCAGCUGAAGAAGUAGAAGAAGUAGAAGAACCCGAAGAGGAGGACGAGAGCAAUAGCUCCAAGAGCAGCGAUGGAUGCAACUGCCACAAGAGAGAAACCAACAAAUUGACGACGGAAUGCGUAGCCACCAUCCCCAACCAAGAAGGGCUGAGACUAGUCGCACGACUACACGGCGACAUGAAACUGCCUCUCCGGCUUUAUAUCAUGGCAGACAAGUACGACGUGCCCGCGCUCCGACUCCUUACCCGCAAUCGCUUUUACAGAGCCGCCAAGCCUGUAUAG